AUGAUCAGUGUUAAUAAUGACACAGAUUUUCGCUUCCGCAAAGCUCAAUUUGAUCCAGGAGAUUGUCCAAUUGAUUGUUCAAGACCAUCUGAAAGAGUUUGCCCUGCUGGUGCAAGUAAAUUUGAAAGCUCAAUUCAUUACAAUGAUGUGCCUCUUAAUGCUAGCUACAUUGCCAAGUUUCUGGUUUUUCCCAAGGUAGGAGUAAUUAGCGAACGUUGCUAUGGUUGUGGCCAUUGCCUCCCAGUUUGUCCAUAUGGCAAAAUCAGAGAAAAUACAUAUGUUAGAACCAAUGCUGCUAUUACAGAGCUUCUCAUGAGAAGCGAUGUACAUACCAUAGAGAUACACACAAGUGCAGGGCAUCGUGAUUCAUUCAAGGAAUUGUGGAAUAAUCUAUCAAAUUUUGUGGAGCAACUGAAGCUUAUUGCAGGACAUAUCGUAUCCAGUCCAGACUGA
Cryptomeria japonica (Japanese cedar) is the source of this 453-nucleotide messenger RNA. RefSeq lists its product as uncharacterized. Lineage: Eukaryota; Viridiplantae; Streptophyta; Pinopsida; Cupressales; Cupressaceae. The record is from RefSeq and is a predicted model, not a curated record. Bases 1 to 453 code for a protein of 150 amino acids. The transcript has 2 exons.